AUAUUCAUUUCAAGCUCAAUACUUUCCUUUUUUUUUUCUUUUUCUUUUAUGGCGUUUUCCGCUGUAUUUUCGGGAACUGUUAUGCAUUUCAAACCAUUAUCAGCAUCUCGGCGCGAAACCGAUUCAAGUGGACAACGUGUCCCUACAAAAAUCACGAAGUCCCGAAAGCAAAAAUCGCGGAAUUUCAGGCCGCCGCCAAAUCCGCCCCAAUCCGCCGGGGAAGGCGGAGAAGCUACGACAUUCACCCGCCUACCUCCCAAAGACGACUUUGGUUUCGAUGAUUUAGCUUCACACUCGGUAAGUCAAGUAGUCAAGCUUGCUGAUAUAAAAUUCCCAGCUAUUAAAACCAAGAAAAUUGAUCCAAAUCAUGGAGAAAAAAGAGGUUUUGCUCCAAAAAUUGGCGUCACUGAGGAAGAAUUGAGUCUUGAUCAUGAGGUGGACGAUGAAUUUGAUGAUGAGGAUGAAGGAAUUGUUAAGAAAGUGGGAUAUGACUACGGAAGAUACGAACUUUAUGAGGUGGGGUCAGAUAAUGAUGACGACGAUGAUGAUGAUGGUGAUGGUGAUGAUUUUUAUGGGGAUGAAGGGUUUAUGGUGUCAGGUGAUGAGGAUGAAGAGGAAGAGGGGGUUAAAGAGAAAGAGAAAGGGGUGCCAGCAGUGAUGAGAUGUUUCGACAGGGCAAAGAUAUUUGUGAAAGCGGGAGAUGGUGGGAAUGGGGUGGUGGCUUUUAGGAGGGAAAAGUUUGUGCCGUUAGGGGGGCCGUCUGGUGGGGAUGGUGGGAGGGGAGGGAAUGUGUACAUGGAGGUGGAUGGAACUAUGAAUUCACUGUUGCCGUUUAGGAAGAGUGUGCAUUUCCGGGCAGGGAGGGGCAGCCACGGGCAGGGGCAGCAGAAGAGUGGUGCAAAGGGCGAGGAUUUGGUGGUUAAGGUGCCCCCGGGGACUGUUGUGAGAGAGAGUGGUGGGGAUGUGCUCUUCGAGCUGCUGCAUCCAGGGCAGAGGGCGUUGCUUAUGCCCGGAGGGAGAGGUGGGAGGGGCAAUGCCUCAUUUAAGACGGGGAUGAAUAAGGCGCCCAAGAUUGCAGAGAAUGGGGAAGAAGGGCCUGAAAUGUGGCUCGACUUGGAGCUGAAAUUGGUUGCAGAUGUUGGGAUUGUCGGAGCUCCAAAUGCUGGGAAAAGCACAUUUCUCAGUGUCAUCAGUGCUGCCCAACCAGCCAUUGCAAAUUACCCCUUCACAACUUUGCUUCCCAAUCUUGGUGUUGUUUCAUUUGACUAUGAUGCUACAAUGGUAGUUGCAGAUUUGCCAGGACUACUAGAAGGGGCUCAUCGAGGUUUUGGGUUAGGGCAUGAAUUCCUUCGGCACACUGAGAGAUGUUCGGUUCUGGUACAUAUAGUGGACGGCUCAUCAGAGCAGCCUGAAUACGAGUUUGAUGCAGUCCGCCUUGAGCUGGAGAUGUUCAGCCCUGAGCUGGCUGAAAAGCCUUACUUAGUAGUGUAUAACAAAAUGGACCUACCGGAAACAUCUGAAAACUGGCCAUCAUUCAGAGAUGCUCUACGAGCACGUGGAUUCGAUCCCUUUUGCAUGAGCGCUGUUACUAGAAACGGGACCAAGGAAGUUACGAAUGCUGCUUAUGAGCUUGUACAGAAGAAUGCAGCAGAUACAGAUGGUUACGAGGGUCCGAUUGAUUUGAAUUACGUGGCUGACAAGAUGCAGAAGCAGCGGGCAGCUCCUCUAGACGAGUUUGAGAUUAUGCACGAUAGCAGCACCAGUUCGUGGCACGUGGAAGGAGCGGGCUUGCAGCGUUUUGUCCAAAUGACCAACUGGAGGUAUAACGACUCUGAUCGGAGGUUCCAACAUGUUAUGGAGGCAUGCGGCGUCAAUAAAUCCCUGAAGAAACGAGGCGUGAAGGAGGGCGAUACAGUCGUCGUUGGAGGGAUGGAGCUUGUGUGGUACGAUAGUGCAGACUCAGGCCACACGAGUAGGCGGAGGACAGCAGAAUCGGAUGAAUGAAUUCGACUCAGAUCAUCAUCUGUCAAGGUUAAAUUAUCACCAUCUGAUAAGAAUAUUUAGAGAGCACGAACGCAGAUCUUAACCUACUUAAGCAUUGGUGUGUCCACUGCUCGGCAUGGAUUCGAUGAUCAACCCCGAAUCCUCUACUAUCUUUCCCCUGGUCGUUUCAUUGCAUUCCUAUACAGUCAUCUUGUUGGAUGGAAGUGUGCAUCUUCUCUGCAAAUUUGUGCACUUCCACGUGCUCUCUCACGGAGGUGCUCACGAAAGCUUCCCAACCCCGGCUUCACUGUUACUAUGUAUAGAUUAUAGUACUGAGUUUAUAAAUCUUUAUAUUCUUUUUUUCUUUCUUUCUUUAAAUUAUCGUCCAAAUUUUGAGAUGAUUUGUAGGGAAUUAUUUGAGAAAGGUAAGCCAAUCUUUUUCAUGA
Messenger RNA from Salvia hispanica, 2429 nucleotides. RefSeq names its product GTP1/OBG family protein (gene EMB269). Gene Ontology annotation, molecular function: GTP binding; GTPase activity; magnesium ion binding. Gene Ontology annotation, cellular component: mitochondrion. The record is from RefSeq and is a predicted model, not a curated record. NCBI's taxonomy places the organism in Eukaryota, Viridiplantae, Streptophyta, Magnoliopsida, Lamiales, Lamiaceae.